GGCCGGGCCAUGGUGAUCCUGGCCACAGAGCUAGCCGCGCAACCCAGCGCCCCGGAGCUCGCGCCGCCGAGCGCCCAGGCUGUGGUUCCCGGGCGGGAUCCCGGGUUCCCCGCCUUCCCCGGCACCCGGGCGGGCCAUGCACCGGGGCUAGAGCGUAGCCGCCGGCAUGCUGCUCCCGCUGCUGCUCGCCGCGCUCUGCCUCGCCGCCCGCCCGGCGCCCGCGCACGCCUGCCAGCUGCCCUCGGAGUGGCGACCCCUGAGCGAGGGCUGCCGCGCAGAGCUGGCCGAGACCAUCGUGUAUGCCAAGGUUCUGGCGCUGCACCCCGAGGUGCCGGGCCUCUACAACUACCUGCCUUGGCAGUACCAAGCUGGAGAGGGAGGGCUCUUCUAUUCUGCCGAGGUGGAGAUGCUGUGUGACCAGGCGUGGGGCAGCAUGCUGGAGGUGCCCGCCGGCUCCCGGCUCAAUCUUACGGGUCUGGGCUACUUCUCCUGUCACUCCCACACGGUGGUCCAGGACUACUCUUAUUUCUUCUUUGUCAGGAUGGAUGAAAAUUACAAUCUCUUGCCCCAUGGAGUCAAUUUCCAAGAUGCCAUCUUUCCAGACACACAAGAAAACAGAAGGAUGUUCUCCAGCCUCUUCCAGUUUGCUAACUGUUCCCAAGGGCAGCAGCUGAUGACCUUCUCGAGUGACUGGGAGAUCCAGGAGGACAACAGGCUCAUGUGCUCCUCGGUGCAGAAGGCCCUGUUUGAGGAGGAGGACCACGUCAAGAAGCUGCAGCAGAAGGUGGCCACCCUGGAGAAGCGCAACAGGCAGCUCCGUGAGCGGGUGAAGAAGGUCAAGAGGUCUCUGAGGCAGGCGCGGAAGAACAGCCGCCACCUGGAGCUGGUGAACCAAAAACUCAAUGAGAAGCUGGUGGGCGCAGGUGUUCAACAACACAUCAAUGCCCUGGGCCGGGAGCCCGCGCGCGCCCCCUACCUGCACGGGUAGCUGGUGCAGGCGGAUGCCGGCCUGCCUUGCCCGUCCCAGCGGAGGAGAGAAUAAAAAAGCGGGUUCUGUAACAUGCACUUACUUCAAACUUUAUAGGAGAUACCCGUUAGACAUUUGGUAGCGUCUAACAGGGUAAAACGGCAAGUCUUAGUUUAUUUCCCAUCGGGUGCUGGCCUUACUGGCCACUCGGCUUCAGACCCUACGUGUGGCAUGCCCUUUUUCUGUCCUGGUGCCACCCAAAUACCUUAAAGCUCAGAGGCAGUGGGAUCCCCAGGUUCUGGCCCAUCCCGGGUCUGGCCCUCAGCCUCUAGGGAAUCUCUUCAUUGUGGAGAGAUCAUUCUAGAAAAGAACAUACAUGAAGAUAUGACGGGACUCUGUUUUUAAUUUCAGAAGAGAGUCAGCGUGAGUCUCAGCAACCAGAACUGGCACAAGCAGGCGUUCUGGAGAGCCGCUGUUCUAGAGAACAUUCUGGAAUGUUCUGCUGCGUUUGCCCAUGGUUUUAGAAAAGCAGGGCGCCUACAUGCGAGUGUGCAGGGCACCCGUAGUCAAAUCAGUAUUUCCCUCACAGCCGAAGCAUGUUAAGGCUUAAUGAGUUCAUCACAGGUAAGGGAACUGAGCAGGGAGCUGAGCAGCUGGUAAUUGGUAAAGAUAAAUUAUAUCAGUUUUCCAACCCCAGCUCCCCAGGGCUGACAUGAUACUCACAGGCUGUUUUAAUCUAAAGAGUAAUUGUUUUGGUGGACACACCAUGUUUCAUGAUGCUGAGAGUCGCACUAGCAUCUCCUGCUUGCUUGGCAAGUCUCUACCGCUGGGCUGCACUCUCAGCCCCGCUGUACUUCUGACCCGGAUCUCUUUUGAUGGACAUUUCAAGAUGUUUUCAACCCUUGUUCCCAAAUUGGAGUUUAGCUCAGACUCUGUGGAGUCUUAACUCUGUUUGUUCAGCCUGCCACAUCUUCAAGUUCAAGGUCAAGGCCCCAACACACUGAGAUUGCCUGCUCUGCAAAUACAUCUCCCUGCCUGGUGGGAUUCAGAAAGGGCUUUGUCCAGGUAUUCCAACCCAAGCUUCUACACAUACCCCAAACCCCUAUCCCAGAAACACACACAUGCUCUCUGCACAGGUUCCCCACAAAAAAAAAUCUGUGCAUAGCCUGAUAGAAAUAUUUGCAUAACAGUGUACUUUCGUUUAAUCAAUUCUUUAACAAAAAGUUUUCUUUGGAAAGAAAACUUCAAGGCAGUUCAAUAGAGCGCUCUCACUGUCCUUACCACUGCCAAGGUUGGUCACGUCUCAGCUGUAGUUUUCAGAAGUCAGCUGUGUGACUGUGCUUCAUCUCCCCUGUUGCCCGCCCUUUAGACCAAAUGCCCUUCCAUGUUGUCCCUUCGAUAGAAAGAAUCCUUUGGCUCUACAAUGUCAACCUCCCAAAGUCCACUCCAGACACAUGAGGCUGAUAAAAUGGCUGUUACCGUCACACUGCUACCUUUCUGCUUUUAGGAAGUCCAGGCACCUCUCUGAGAAGUACCUUGAAAUGUACGAGUAUUACGCCCUGGGCUGCACUGGGGAUGAUGGGAACUUUUAUUUGGGGACCAAUUUUCCUCCACAGCCCCUUUAGCAGUGCUGUUCAUAAUUUGCUACAUAGAUGAGCUUUCUCGUUAAUUCUCCCUGGGAACAUUUCAUUAGAGUGGUUUUGUUACCUCCCAAGAGAAUGGCAGGCUUAGAGGUGGCAGAGCCACGACUCAGAGAAAUGUGGAGGCCAAGAUGCGUUAUGUUCUGCUUUUCCAAUAAACAUGAGCAGUGAUUCCAA
Peromyscus maniculatus bairdii (prairie deer mouse) is the source of this 2784-nucleotide messenger RNA. It is a transcript of the gene Ccdc3, whose product is annotated as coiled-coil domain containing 3. The record is from RefSeq and is a predicted model, not a curated record. Gene Ontology annotation, biological process: negative regulation of gene expression. NCBI's taxonomy places the organism in Eukaryota, Metazoa, Chordata, Mammalia, Rodentia, Cricetidae. Gene Ontology annotation, cellular component: extracellular region.